GAACGUGAAGUCACCUGUGCGUGAGUGCAAGGUUGCCAUUACAAACAGCUAAUACUCUGUGAACUAGAGCGACACAGUGUUGUGAUCGUUGUGAUAUAGUGAUCAUAGUGAUUGUGGAGCGGGGAAUUUUAGAUCUUAUAGAUGGCAAACGUAGGGCAAAAUCGUGUAGAUUAGCGGUCGAUGUGCGCAAGGGUGCGUAUGCAGUGCUUUACAUUGAAUUGUUGCCUAGUGACUGAGAAGUGUAUGUGAGGAUAGUGACGAAUUGUGCAGCACUGAAUUCAUGUACAAAUGGGUCGACAAAGUUCAAAGAGAAGAAAGGAUACGGAAUCUUGUACUCUUGGCAGACAACAUUUGAAGGAUGCUCUGGUGUCACUGAAGAAACCUUGUCAUAAGGCAAAGAGAAUGGAUAUGGUGAAGAAGAAGUGUGGGAAAGAAGAUGUCAGCUUCUAUAAAGGAUCUUCUGUGGUUACACCAUUCUCCCAUACCUACACGAUGUUAGAGCUAAGGAAGUGUUUCCUUCGUCACAACUGGAUUGAUGCUGCAAAACUUUUAUUAAUGCUGCUGGAUGGAGGCUCACUUUUUCUUAAACGAGUGAUGUUGAAGAGUUGUAUCUUCAUUUUACUGAAUCAUCCAAGAGCAUCAUCACAACAUAGAGAGGAGUUCAUCAGAAUGUGCAGUGGUGGUGGUGUUGAUGCAGAUGAACUGAUGAAUUCUCUGUUGACUUUUCCACAUGACAACAGGUAUCAGCGUGUGGUGUCAUAGUGUCAACUACAUAACCCUGAAGUAAAUCCUGUGUUAGAACUUGGCGGUUUGUCGUGUUCAGAAAUCAUAUUUCAGCUCACUGUUAGAAUAAGUUAAUUUUAUCUGUUUCAGUAAUGUAUGUAAAAAUAAAGAGGGUUACAUAAAGUUAAA
Messenger RNA from Cryptotermes secundus, 912 nucleotides. RefSeq lists its product as uncharacterized. The coding region runs from base 289 to 762 and encodes 157 amino acids. The transcript has 7 exons. Lineage: Eukaryota; Metazoa; Arthropoda; Insecta; Blattodea; Kalotermitidae. The record is from RefSeq and is a predicted model, not a curated record.